This is a messenger RNA of Trematomus bernacchii (emerald rockcod), 1747 nucleotides long. RefSeq names its product protein max-like. NCBI's taxonomy places the organism in Eukaryota, Metazoa, Chordata, Actinopteri, Perciformes, Nototheniidae. The record is from RefSeq and is a predicted model, not a curated record. Gene Ontology annotation, biological process: positive regulation of transcription by RNA polymerase II. The transcript has 4 exons. Gene Ontology annotation, molecular function: DNA-binding transcription factor activity; protein dimerization activity. Gene Ontology annotation, cellular component: RNA polymerase II transcription regulator complex. The coding region runs from base 140 to 607 and encodes 155 amino acids.
CACGUGUAAAGAAACCGUUGAUCGUCAUGUCUCUGCUGUAGGAAAGCUCCGUGCUAGAUUUUAUUAUUUGCCUCCAGUUGUCGCUGCACUUUGUUUUGACAGCUGCUUGCUUUCUUUUUUCGUACCAGUUCACCGAAGAAUGAGCGAAAACGAUGACAUCGACGUCGACAGCGAUGCAGACAAGCGAGCCCAUCACAACGCGCUGGAGCGCAAACGCAGGGACCACAUUAAAGACAGCUUUUCCGGUUUACGAGAUUCUGUGCCUGCAUUACAAGGGGAGAAGAGUUCUGUCAAACAGGCUUCCCGAGCACAGAUUCUAGACAAAGCCACCGAGUACAUCCAGUACAUGAGGCGAAAAAACCAUACCCACCAGCAAGACAUCGAUGACUUAAAGAAGCAGAAUGCACUGUUAGAGCAGCAGGUUCGGGCUCUGGAGAAGGCGAAGGGGAACACUCAGCUCCAGACGAACUACUCCUCUGACAGCAGCAUGUACACAAACCGGAAAGGCAGCGCGGUGUCGGCCUUCGACGGCGGCUCCGACUCCAGCUCUGAAUCAGAGCCGGACGAGCCUCCCAACAGAAAGAAGCUGCGCGUGGAGCCCAGCUAGACCCGGGUCGUUUCCCGGUUCUCCAAACAGACUCUUUUUGCCCACCAGCCCCAACUCCUCUCACCUGUCCACACUGUCCUGCCUUCAAACGGCAGUCCAGGAGACGAGGUGGAGACUGUGUGAGAGCGGUGCUGUUAUGUAUAAAACGCUUCUACCUUCCUUUCCCUCCUGGCAAGCAUCCUGUCACUCCGUUUCGUGGCCCAGCAACAACUUUUAAAUCCCAAAAGUGAGGCAGCUCUGCAGUUUUGAAGAACAAUAUGCUUUUUUUCAGACCACAUGAUAACCAUUCAUAAGCAAAUGUGGAGACAACAAGGUAUGAGGCUUAGAUAAAGCUAAAGAAAUUAUAAUACAUUUGUUUUUGUUUUCUCUUUCGGUUGUUUUAGACAACCUCUGCAAUCUGUGAGAGUGUGAGACUUUUCAACCUUUAAUGAAAUGGGUAAUUAGGGAUAGUUUACCUUUUUAAUAAUCAAACUUUUCCAGAAAAGAAUGUGAAGUUGCUUUUGAAAAAAAAAGAAGUCUGUUAUACAAAGAUGCAACCCUCCACUCAGUGUAGGUGGCUGAAGUUUUUGUCUUUAAAAGAUGUUUGUGUAAUUGAAUUAAUCCCUCUAUUUAUAGUAAUGCUUGGAAAUUGAUGUGUUACCCUCAUGUCUGAUCUCCCUUACGUUUGGCUUGAGUUUUCCCAGAGAGCACAGGAGGAUGAAUGAGUUGACCUGCUGUUUCAAUGAAUUUCCCACAGGUUCAACUAUUUAUUUUCCUCUAUUUUUAUUAGUAUCAGAUAAAAUAUCAAUAUGAAAAAAAAUCCCCUAAUGGAUACUGAAUGUUACGCAAGGGCAGCAACCUUUAUUUUUGUUAUUGAAAGUCCAUUUCAGUGUGUAGUAUAUAACACUGUAUACUCUUUAAUGGUGUCAGUUCUGCAAAGAAAAGCCUUCCCUUGAAAUAUUUGCCUGUGUUGGGAAUGUUUAUCUUUCUUUUCUUUCCUUUACGCAGAGGUAACUUAGUGUGUACGUAAUCAAUAUUUGUUUGUUCCAUUCCAUGGAAAUUACAGGUAUGUUGUACAUACUGCCAACGGUUGUCUUGCAAGUUAAGGCAUACCUUUAUUAUGAGACUAUAAAUAAAACUAUUUUAUCCUUUUGGGAUGUA